Molecule: messenger RNA, 678 nt
Organism: Parnassius mnemosyne (clouded apollo)
Lineage: Eukaryota; Metazoa; Arthropoda; Insecta; Lepidoptera; Papilionidae
Source: the annotation of a GenBank genome assembly
AUGAAAUCAUUGAGUGAUCUGAUAUUUGAUCUGGAAGGUUCGGACGGCGAAAGUGUUUUCUCAAGUCGGGACGUAAAAGAUCACGUUAAUACCUUGAUUGUAUCAGGCUAUGACACUAUUGCAACAAACCUUGUAAUUACACUUCUCUUAAUCGGCUCAUAUAAAGAAGUUCAAGACAAAAUCUGUAAUGAGCUUGAAGAAGUAUUUGUGCAGUCCGAUAGGGAUGUUGAAAAGCAAGACUUACCUCGUCUUACUUACUUGGAGGCAGUUAUAAAGGAAUCUAUGAGGCUAUACCCACUUGGUCCUGUGUUAUCCCGACGUCUUGACAAGGACCUAAAACUAAGAAAUUAUACUUUAUAUUCUGGAAAAAAUUGUUUCUUAUCCGUCUAUAGUGCACACCGACAUCCUGUGUGGGGUCAAGAUGCGAAUGAUUUUAAGCCGGAGAGGUGGCUGAACCCCGAAACAUUGCCAAAGAAUCCAAAUUAUUUUUUACCUUUUAGCCUGGGAAGAAGAAAUUGUAUAGGUAAAACUUACGCGAUGAUGUGGUUAAAGACAGUUAUUUCACAUUUAUUGCGUAAAUAUCUAAUUACUGGAGAUCACAAAAAACUUGUGCUUAAGUUCGAUUUCCUGCUUAAACCUUUUUCGGGUCAUUACAUAGCUAUUGAAAGAAGAAACUAA